AUGAAACGAACGACGUCAGAAAGUGAACAUCGAGAAAAAUCGGCCCACAGUAGCUCUUCGGAUCUCGUCAACCAGGAAGCAACUUCCCAGUCACAAGAGACUCAGGCACCGAAGAAACUUAGAAUGCUGAAGAAAGUGUUCGCCGCCUUCCGGGGGAAAAAAUUGGCCCCUGCUGAAUCUACGCCUAAUGAGCCCGCCCAGGGUACCGUGGGCGACGCGAUUUCAGUGAAAGAUAAUGGGACUUUGUCAGUGCCCUCUGCAGUUCUUUCAUUUACGGGGAACCGCCUCGAUCAACAGGCAGAGAUACACUCGCGAAGCAAGGACGACUCUGACGACGAUAAUGCAUCAUUCUUCUCUGCAAAAUCCUCAGGAGACGAUGAUUUCUAUGCUAACACUUCCUUGCCUCCCUUCGCUGAGCCAGCGGGCGCUAACCAGGCGCCCCGGCCGGAAGCAUCCUUGAGUUUGACCAAUGUUGGCACCAUAGCUGGACAUAGAGGUGCCGCUCAAAUGAGGCUUCUAACGUCCGCCUCAACCUCCGUUACAAGCUUCCACUUGUCGCUCUCUGGCGUUCCAGAUGAUCCAGAUAGUGGGCGUGAAGUGCCCAUAGAGAAUGGCAAUAUGGAAGAAAUGAUAUAUGACUCAUCCUCGACCCCCAGUAGCCCAGGCCGUAUGCUGGCUUCGCCGCAGUCAACCAGGGAGCUUGAUACCAUUCAAGUGGUAUCUUCCCCCGUCGCCAAAGUAAACCCCGCCAUAACUGGUGAUGAAAAUCUCGUAAAGCCCCUCGAUGAAGGGAAAGGGAAGGUUCAGUCGGCCACCCUAGAAGAGGGUAACCAGGAGUCCUUUUUGUUCCAAAGGACACUCGAUAACAAGAUCAUUGAAAUAAAUAUUGAUGAGCAGGCCGUCAGCAAAGACAGGCCACUUGGAGACGUUGGACUACCUCAUUUUCCUGUCACGGGAGAGGCAUCAAACGUUGAACAGAUGAGAGAGCAGGAGAACAGAGCGGUACCGACCUCCCCUCUCGUCCCCAAGGACGAGAGGGCUAGACCUGAAGCGUCGGAUAAAGAGGCAUGGGUCCGCACGGAGGUUGAGAUCGUGCAGGAGUCUACGUAUUGCGAGAUUCAGGACACGAACGUCAAUACGCGGGACGCAGGACGGGACAUCGCCGUCGUCGCUAAACCCUCGCCACUCGAGGCGCUGCCCCCUGAUUUAAUUCCUCUACCCCAUGAUGAAGGGGAUCUGACGAAAGCCUCGGAGACACCUGCUCACCGUGUAGUCCCGGAGCAGACCAUUCGGGUGGCUGAGUCACAAACGGCAUCCAUUGUCCGAGCGCUGAGUGUGGGCAUGGAGCCUGCGCCAGCUCCCCUGCGUGAAGACUUGCCACUUAGCUCGGCGAAUGCCACGCAGGAGCUCUCAAGCAGUUUAUUGCUGGAGAAGCACGUUGAUCUAGUCCCAGACCCACGAACAACAGAUCAGGAUAUCAACGCAGUAAGGCUGCUAGCAAAUCUGGGAGGAGGAGAAAGUUUACCUCCACGACCCCCCAAUGAGCCUUCAAAUGCGACUACCUGUGAGGCAAGAGCACAGCAACCCCCGCACGGUACUAGUCUGGUCCAAAAGGGAAACCAUACGGCUGGACCAGCUGCCCACGUACAAGAAUCAGCAGAUGUUGGAGUAGAGAUGAUGCUACAACAGUUUAUCCAAAUGGCGGAACGAAUAACUUCUCAGUCCGGUGACUCUGAGCGAUCACCGCCACCUCAAGCCAAGCCCGUCAACUUCGUCAUUAACGUCACCAACAAUCACAUCAGCUCCGUCGCGCACGGCGCGGGUGGGGAUAAUUACUAUGGGCCGAUAGGGCAAUCGGCGAUUGGUGGCCAAGCAGGGCACAACGACAUAAGGAACCACCAAACAACGGAGAUCACCCAUACUACGCAAUCAUACGAGUCACAAACUCAUCUCGCAAACACCAUCAAGGCUCAUUGA
Molecule: messenger RNA, 1977 nt
Organism: Pleurotus ostreatus (oyster mushroom)
Lineage: Eukaryota; Fungi; Basidiomycota; Agaricomycetes; Agaricales; Pleurotaceae
Exons: 10
Coding region: 1-1977 (658 amino acids)
Source: RefSeq, a predicted model, not a curated record